CAAAGUCAGUGUCGCUCAGAGCUCGGACGAGAACAGGCGUGUUGUCGAUUCUCCGAACGCUCUUCUCGCGUGUGCUUAGAAUCGCGAGUGUUUUAAUAUCCUGGAUUUCAUUUCUUUGAUUUUACUAAGUGAAGUUUUGAUAUGUGUUCAGUUUAGUGUUUGAAUACGUUGGAUUGUUUUUAAAGUGACAAUGUGGGCUAGCAAGAAGCCCGAGGGAGCUCCCGGGUCUCCCACCGAAGAGGAGAUCAAAGUGGUCUUAGUGGGAGACACGCAAUGCGGAAAAACCUCGCUGGUGCAGAGAUUCGUCUCCGAUACUUUUAUUGAGGCGUACAGUCCGACGGGCUUCGAGAAAUACGGCUACACGUGUACAGUCGCGGAUUUCAGAGUCAACUUCUCCGUUUGGGACACGUCGGGAACAACCUCGUAUGACACGGUCAGGCCGUUGGCGUACCAGGACGCCAAGAUCUUCAUGCUAUGCUUCAACGUAGCUGAGCCAGAAUCCCUCCACAAUGCUGCAGCCAAGUGGUACAGAGAAGUUCGUACGCACGGCGGUUCAGCUCCUGUACUCCUCUGCGGCUGCAAAGCUGACCUACGACACGAUAAAGAGACCCUCACCAUGCUGUCUAAGCUUAAAGCACACCCUGUCACAAGCGAAGAGGCAUUAGGCGUAGCGAGACAGCUUGGCGCCACGACUUAUGUGGAGACCUCGGCGCGGGCGUCCAGCAAAGGUGUCAAAGAUGCCUUCGAAGUGGCCGCCUUUGCCGCGCUGGGGAAACUGAACAAACAGCAAAUGAAACAACAACAGCAAGUGGGCCGCAGCAAAAGCAAGCGCGACCUGAAGGCAGAGCUGAAGGGGCGCGCCAAGAGCUGCUGCGUCAUGUGAUCCGGGGCCGGCCACCCCUCGCGGUGGCCGCACGACGUCUAAGCCAUCGCGAACGUUUCUAGAUAAAGCCUAACCGCCGUUAGGAAGAAUUCAGACGAUAAAGAGCUGCAAAAUGUUUAAAAAAACGCCCAAUUUUGCCCAAGGCGUCUUGAGCAUUCGUACAGAGGCCUAAGCGCCAUAUGCGAAGAAUUCAAACGUUAAAUAGCUGGAAAAUGUCAUAUACAAAAAAACGAGGCCAUGACUUCUUGAUAUGUAAAAUGUUAGAAGAACGAAGCAAUUGCUUUUGUCCAAAGCCUGGGUUUUAAGCAUUUGUGGCUGGCGGUGACGCCGUCAUUCUUGGUCUGAUCAGUGAUGUAAAUAACCUUUCCUGAUGCUAUCGAAAUCUUUGUUUGAAAUGUUGGCUAACAAAUUCAAUUUUGACGUGUGAAAACAUUAGGUAUUACUUUGAUAUUUCAAGUUUGGAAUGUUAAUUAGGUAAUUUAAGAAUUAAAUGUAUAAAGUUAGUUAAGUAUUGGCGGAUGCCGUUUUGACGAUUGGAUGGACUUCCUUGAGAAAUAUCAGUGAAACGAAGGUGCAAUCUAAGAAGCUAUUUGGGAGUAAAAGGAGCCUGUGAUAAUCUAUAAUAGGAAAUUCGUAAACGAAACUCUUUAGGCCUAGCACAUGAUUGGCGCGACAGUACCUCGCGGCGAGAUAGACUACCCGUAUUUUUCUAAAUGUAUUAAUUAAAGAGGGACGGGUAGUCUAUCUCGACGCGAGAUACUGUCGCGCCAGUCACGUGCUAGCCCGGUAGGAAGAACAAUUAUAUCGUGGUCACUUAAAACCUUAAUUUUAGUGUGCUUAAAGUUAGGCUUAAGCGACGACGAUAGUUGUUCUCUUCUCGAAAAGAGACGGAGAAAUUUUAAUACGAUGGUUUGAGGCACAUAGGCGCUUAGUGAGUGAAAUUAAUAUGAUAUAUUAACUAGUAUCCUGUCUAAAAAGUGAUUUGCUAGAUAUGAGACACACUCGUUUUGUCGCUUAGAAGUUUUGUUUACCUCAACGUUGUUGUAGUGGAGAAAAAAACUAAAGCGUCAAAAUAAUGCAAAGUACCUCUUGCCUAGCAAUGUCACAUGAAUUAUGUAAUAUGUAAAUAUACGAACGGUUAAAGUGUUGAACGCAAAAUAGUUCGUAAAACUUGUUUAAAUCAAAAAGGUACUGAAAUGUUAUUUAAAUGUCAAAGAAAAGCGACAGCGUAAUAUUCUAAUGAAAAAUGUAAAAAGAUAAUAUGUAACGGAAAAUAAGUGUUUUCAUAUACAAUAAAAUAUAGAUAAAAUACUUAGUGUUUUUCUAUUAUACUAGCAUUUUCAAAUUGGUGUAUAGCUAUAAAAAUUACGAGUUAUAUUUUUUUCAGUAGGACCAACGUUUUAUGCGCUGUAUAAUAAAUCAGUAGAAAUAAUAAAUGUGGUUGUUUGUCGAUGCGAAGCGUUUUCUUAUAGUUUGUGAUAUACAUACGUAAAAUAAUUAAAAUUAUGAUGCACAAUGAUGGACAAUACAAUUAAAUAAUGGUCCAGGUGUAGGUAACCACGUCCAUGUUUGCUACGUUAGAUUUUGUACCGUAACGAUGUUAAAUUUAGUCUUUGAUGCUUGCGACUCAGUACAUUUCAGAUUUUUUAUUUGUUAAUAUUUUGUGUAAAUAAACCUCAUUCAUAACCUCAACAAAUACUUAUAUACUUUAUUUUAUUUUAAUAUGUUAGUCGUUCAUAAUUGAAUGUACCUUACCUACUCGUAUGCAUGCAAAAUAGGCAUGCUACAAUAAAAUUUUCACAAAAAAAAAAUUGUUAUAAAGUAACAAAAUAAGUGUGGAAAAUGCCUGUUUUUAGAACUAAUGACAAGCUAUCGACAUAGCUACAAUGAAAAAAGUAUUUUCAAUAAUUAUAAUUUUAUUUUAAGUAAACUUUAGCCUGAUCGUUAUUACUUUUGUUUUGAAUUAUUUUUCAUGUAGUUAGUCGAUAACAAGCUUUAAAUUCAAUGUUAGCUUUAAUUACUGGGUAAUGUUAUGUAUACCUAUUUAAAUAUAGUUGUAUUGAG
This is a messenger RNA of Cydia splendana, 2947 nucleotides long. RefSeq lists its product as uncharacterized. Gene Ontology annotation, biological process: small GTPase-mediated signal transduction. The transcript is spliced from 7 exons. Gene Ontology annotation, molecular function: GTPase activity; GTP binding; protein kinase binding. NCBI's taxonomy places the organism in Eukaryota, Metazoa, Arthropoda, Insecta, Lepidoptera, Tortricidae. The record is from RefSeq and is a predicted model, not a curated record. Gene Ontology annotation, cellular component: cytosol. The coding region runs from base 191 to 883 and encodes 230 amino acids.